AUGGGUAAAAAGGCUAUUGAUGCACGUAUCCCAGCGUUGAUACGUAAUGGGGUUCAAGAAAAACAACGUUCCUUUUUUAUCAUUGUUGGUGAUAAAGCUCGUAAUCAAUUACCAAAUUUACAUUAUUUGAUGAUGAGUGCUGAUUUGAAAAUGAAUAAAUCAGUUUUAUGGGCCUAUAAGAAGAAAUUAUUAGGAUUUACAUCUCAUAGACAAAAGCGUGAAGCUAAAAUCAAGAAAGAUAUAAAACGUGGUAUUAGAGAAGUUAAUGAACAAGAUCCCUUUGAAGCUUUUAUUUCUAAUCAACACAUUAGAUAUGUCUAUUAUAAAGAAACAGAAAAGAUCUUGGGUAAUACUUAUGGGAUGUGUAUUUUACAAGAUUUUGAAGCCAUUACUCCUAAUUUGUUAGCUCGUACUAUUGAAACCGUUGAAGGUGGUGGUUUAGUAGUUAUUUUGUUAAAGAACAUGACAUCAUUGAAACAAUUGUAUACCAUGUCUAUGGAUAUUCAUUCAAGAUAUAGAACUGAAGCUCAUGAUGAUGUUGUUGCUAGAUUUAAUGAAAGAUUCUUGCUUUCUUUGGGUUCUUGUGAAAACUGUUUAGUCGUUGAUGACGAAUUAAAUGUUUUACCAAUAUCUGGAGGUAAACAUGUGAAACAAUUACCACCAAAGGAUGAUGAUGAAUUGACUCCUAAUGCUAAGGAAUUAAAAGAGUUGAAAGAAAGUCUUGCUGAUGUCCAACCUGCUGGUUCAUUAGUGUCUUUGUCAAAAACAAUUAAUCAAGCACAAGCUAUCUUGACAUUUAUUGAUGUCAUUUCAGAAAAAACCUUGAGAAGUACUGUCACUUUAACUGCCGGUAGAGGUCGUGGUAAAUCUGCUGCCUUGGGUAUUGCUAUUGCUGCUGCUAUUUCUCACGGAUACUCAAACAUUUUUGUCACAUCUCCAUCCCCAGAGAACUUGAAGACCCUUUUUGAAUUUAUCUUUAAAGGAUUUGAUGCUUUGGGAUACACUGAACAUAUGGAUUAUGACAUUAUUCAAUCAACCAACCCAUCAUUCAAUAAAGCUAUUGUCAGAGUUGAUGUCAAAAGAGAACAUCGUCAAACUAUCCAAUAUAUUGCUCCUAACGAUAGUCAUGUUUUAGGUCAAGCUGAAUUGUUGAUUAUUGAUGAAGCAGCUGCAAUCCCACUUCCAGUUGUCAAGAAAUUAAUGGGUCCUUACUUGAUCUUUAUGGCAUCUACUAUUAACGGGUAUGAAGGUACUGGUAGAUCAUUGUCCUUGAAAUUGAUUCAACAAUUGAGACAACAAUCCAAUAAUACUACUCCAUCCGAUACCACUAUUGUUUCACGUGACAAGAAAUCAAGUGAAGUUUCUGGAUCAUUGACUAGAAAUUUGAAAGAAGUUGUCUUGGAUGAACCAAUUAGAUAUGCUCCAGGAGAUCCAGUUGAAAAAUGGUUGAACAAAUUGCUUUGUCUUGAUGUUACUUUGGCCAAAAAUGCCAAAUUUGCUACUAAAGGUACCCCACACCCAUCUCAAUGUCAAUUGUUUUAUGUCAAUAGAGAUACAUUAUUCUCCUACCACCCAGUUUCUGAAGCAUUUUUACAAAAAAUGAUGGCAUUGUAUGUUGCCUCACAUUAUAAAAACUCUCCAAAUGAUUUACAAUUGAUGAGUGAUGCUCCAGCACAUCAAUUAUUUGUAUUGUUGCCACCAAUUGAAGCUGGUGACAACAGAAUUCCUGAUCCAUUAUGUGUUAUUCAAUUGGCAUUGGAGGGGGAAAUUUCUAAAGAAAGUGUUAGAAAAUCAUUAUCUCGUGGUCAAAGAGCUGGUGGUGAUUUGAUUCCAUGGUUAAUUUCCCAACAAUUCCAAGAUGAAGAAUUUGCCUCGUUAUCAGGUGCAAGAGUUGUUAGAAUUGCUACCAACCCAGAAUACUCUGGUAUGGGAUAUGGUUCCAGAGCAAUGGAAUUAUUACAAGAUUAUUACCUGGGUAAAUUUACCGACAUAAGUGAAUCCAAUGAAUUGAAUGAUCAUACAAUUACCAGGGUCACUGACAAGGAAUUGGCCAAAGCUUCAUUGAAAGACGAAAUUAAAUUAAGAGAUGUCAAAACCUUGCCACCAUUGUUAUUGAAAUUGUCAGAAAAGGCUCCAUAUUAUUUAGAUUAUUUGGGUGUUUCUUAUGGUUUCACUUCACAAUUACAUAAAUUUUGGAAGAAAGCUGGUUUCACUCCUGUUUACUUGAGACAAACUGCCAAUGAUUUAACUGGUGAACAUACUUCAGUUGUUAUCAACGUCUUACCUGGUAGAGAAGAUAAAUGGUUACACGAAUUUUCAAAAGAUUUCCACAAGAGAUUCUUGAGUUUAUUGUCGUAUGAAUUUAAGAAAUUCCAAGCCUCUCAAGCAUUGAGUAUAAUAGAAGCCACUGAACAAGGUGAGGGAAACAAUGGAUCUCAAUCCAAAUUGACUAAAGACCAAUUAGACGCCUUGUUGUCACCAUUUGAUUUGAAGAGAUUGGAUUCAUAUGCCAAUAAUUUGUUAGAUUAUCAUGUUAUUGUUGAUAUGUUGCCAUUAAUUUCCCAAUUAUAUUUCUCCAAGAAGACCGGUGAAGAUGUUAGUUUGUCAUCUGUCCAAUCAGCUAUUUUACUUGCUAUUGGUUUACAACACAAGGAUAUGGAUCAAAUUUCCAAGGAGUUGAACUUGCCAACUAACCAAGCCAUGGCUAUGUUUGCUAAAAUUAUCCGUAAAUUCUCCACUUAUUUCAGAAAAGUUUUAAGUAAAGCCAUUGAAGAAAGUAUGCCAGAAUUAGAAGAUGAACGUGUUGAUGAAAUGGAUGGUAAGAGUACUGAACAAAUUGAUGUUGAAGCUGUUGAACAAAGAUUACAAGAUGAUUUGGAAGAAGCUGGUGAUGAAGCCAUCAAAGAAAUGAGAGAAAAACAACGUGAAUUAAUCAAUGCUCUUAAUUUGGACAAAUAUGCCAUUGCUGAUGAUGGUGAAUGGGAUGAAAAAUCCAUGGAUAAAGUAGUCAAGGGAAAGGGAAGUGUUGUUAGUAUAAAAAGUGGUAAGAGAAAAUCAGGAGAAAGUGCCACUGAAAUCUAUGAAAAGGAAAUGAAAUCUAUUAAAAAAUCCAAAAAAUCAAAGAAGUAA
Molecule: messenger RNA, 3129 nt
Organism: Candida tropicalis MYA-3404
Lineage: Eukaryota; Fungi; Ascomycota; Pichiomycetes; Serinales; Debaryomycetaceae
Product: ribosome biosynthesis protein
Exons: 1
Coding region: 1-3129 (1042 amino acids)
Biological process (GO): rRNA acetylation involved in maturation of SSU-rRNA
Cellular component (GO): 90S preribosome; nucleolus
Molecular function (GO): tRNA binding; ATP binding; 18S rRNA cytidine N-acetyltransferase activity
Source: RefSeq, a predicted model, not a curated record